AUGACUUGGACUAAACCAGGAGAACCGAUUUCAUAUGCCAGUCCACUUGUCAUCACACCAAAAGGAGAUGAUGAUGUUCGCAUCACUGCAGACUUCCGAGUGGCAAACAAAGGAGCAUCGAGAACCCGCAUCGUACCUGGUCUACGAGUAGACGAAUUGUCGGCAACGUUUGGAGACUGCAAAGUGUUUUCCCAUCUUGAUAUGAACAAUGGCUACCACCAAAUGAAAGUUGACGAGGAUUCCAAGAAAUAUCUAGUAGUGACCACACCCUGGGGAAAUUUGAAGCAUGAAACGCUUGCACAGGGAUGGAUAACCAGCCAAGAUGAAUUCGACAGACGAAUAAAUGAGAUUCUAGCGGGAAUUCCUCACGUAAAAAGUAAUCGAGACGACUGUCUAAUUGGUGUGAAAGAUCGAAACGAGCACAACAGAACACUCGACCUAGUCCUAACACGUCUGCAAGAACAUGGAUUAACAUUAAGAUUGGAGAAAUGUGAAUUUGGAAAGGAGGAGUUGAGUUCUAUGGUGUCAGAUUUACGGGAGAAGGAAUCAAACCAUCGAAGGCGAAAGUGAAAGCGUUGCAAGAAUGUGUAGAGCCCAGUUCAAAAGAAGGAGUAAGAAGCUUUCUGCAGAUGGUGGGAUAUAUGUCUCGAUUUAUCACCAGCUUUGCCCAGAUUGCCGCACCGCUGCGACAGUUAACGAAGUCAACCUCAACCUUCCAUUGGGGACCUAUAGAACAGGAAGCUUUCGAUAGCUUGAAGAGCAGCUUGACGGAGCAAACAACCCUUUCCUACUUUGUUCCCGAAAGAAUCUACGUAGAUGCGGGAAAGAAAACAGAGAAAUCGAGCAAUGUUCCUGGAGGACUAUGUGCUAUUUUAUGCCAGCAAGGUGGCGACGGACAGUGGAAAAUGUGUCACGUAGCCAACCGUGCCCUAACCACAGAUGAGGUAGAUACAGAUGUGAAUCUUCCGUCAAAUUGCUGAUUGUUUUGUGUCACACGGAAUUCUCACUUCCGGCGAGCGCUGGCAAGUGUCGUUCUGAAAUUUAAUAAGGAAAGAGAUAGGAAAACGCCGUUCGAAAGACGAAAAAUUGUUUUUUUAAAAUCUACGCUACCGACGGCUAUUUUUGGAAUUAAUUCUUCAAGAGUAACGGUAAGCGAUCACUUUUAUUGAUUUCUUUUUAUUAAAAGUGUUAAUAUAACAUUUUAUUUAGCAAAAGUUUGUUUUUUUCCCUAUCUACUUCGUAUUAAAAUCGUGAAAUACACUUGCUGGGAAUUUCAGAUGCUCAUGUAUAAUAACAAAACAGCGAAUGAUAUAAAUUCCUCAAAACACGACUCUGGCAUAAAAAAAACAUGAAUACUUCUAUAAUAUGCAUAGUUUUAUUUCUCUGCUUUAUCAAAAUUUAAUAAAAUAGUGAAUUAAUACAAUUUUAAAGUUUAUUUAAUCGGUGUGACAUAAUUUGACGGAAGAUUCACAUCUGUAUCUACCUCAUCUGUGCCCUAACUGACGUUGACACAAGAUACGGACAGACUGAGUUAGAAGCAGCUGCGAUCAAGUUUGCUUGUGCUGACGCCCUUUAUAAGUACUUGGUUGGAGCGCCAAAGUUUGAAAUCUUUACGGAUUGCAAGCCACUUGUACAUCUCUUCAACAAUCCAACCUCAAGAGCACCACUGCGUAUCGAGCGACAAAUUCUCGCCAUUCAAGGUUUAGACUAUGUGGUCAAAUAUCAGAAAGGAGCUGAGAACAUCGCGUAUUAUGGAUCAAGACACCUGACGAGGAGACAUGAUGACAUUCCCAUGGUGAAGUCCGUGAACGAGUUAGAAGGAUUACGAACUUUUGUCUCUGAAGACAACGAGUACCUUUCCAGAAUGGCAAAAGACGACAAUGAUUACCAAUUCCUAAAAGAAGUAAUUCAAAGAAACCUCUGGAAGAAACACGGAAAAGAUCCAAGAGUUUCAAGAUUCCUCGGAGUAGCGUCCGACUUAUCUGUUGUUGGAGAAAUCAUCCUGUGUAAGGACAAAGUAAUUCCGCCUUUGAGCAGUCGAAGAAGAUUUGUCGAUAAAGCACACAAGAUUGGGCACUCGGGAGAGACCCGCACGCUGAAACUUCUUCAAGAAAAGAUUUGGUUUCCUGGAAUUGCUAAACUCUGUAAAGAAGCUGUACAGAAUUGUCAAAGCUGUCAAGUCACUCAUGAUCGCACCUAUGAUGAGCCUCUUCAAUCAACACCAUUGCAACCAGGUCCUUGGCAUACAAUCUCUGUGGAUUUCAAGGGACCAUUCAAAGAUGGAACUUACGCCCUGGUCGGAUAUGAUCUUUACAGCCGUUAUCCUGUUGGAAGCUACUGCAGAUCUACAGUGUUCUCGUGUGUAAAACCGAUCCUUGAUUCGUGGUUUUCAACAUUUGGUACAGUGGAGCUGAAAUCAGAUCGAGGACCUCCAUUUAACGGACAUGAAUUAAGUGCAUAUAUGCUCGCGAGAGAGGAUUCGUUCACAAACCGGUGA
Molecule: messenger RNA, 2497 nt
Organism: Paramuricea clavata
Lineage: Eukaryota; Metazoa; Cnidaria; Anthozoa; Malacalcyonacea; Plexauridae
Source: the annotation of a GenBank genome assembly